This is a messenger RNA of Oldenlandia corymbosa var. corymbosa, 396 nucleotides long. Lineage: Eukaryota; Viridiplantae; Streptophyta; Magnoliopsida; Gentianales; Rubiaceae. The record is from the annotation of a GenBank genome assembly.
AUGGCCAUAGGAGGGGUAAAACUCGACAAACUCAAAUUAGUUAUCAAGAAAUUUAUUCAGUCCUUCAAUCUUAAAAAGGCUAGCCAUAGCCCAAUGGCUGCCGCAAGUAACACUGAUGAUGAAUCCGACAACGACAUCGAGGACUCCGUUGCCAUCAACGCAGGAUUGCAUCCCAUCUAUGUUGGCAAUCCUCGGCGCCGGUAUCUUGUCUCCUCUGAAGUCAUGGAGAGCCCUCUUUUCAAGGAGUUCAUGGACCGAUCAUGCUCAAGCGAUGCCAACGAUUGCGUUAUGAUGGGAUGCGAGGUUGUUCUAUUUGAUCAUUUGAUCUGGAUUCUCCAAAAUACUGAUCCCAAGCCGCAAACUUUGGAUGAGCUUGCGAAGUUUUAUGCUUGUUAA